Leucoraja erinaceus (little skate) is the source of this 2112-nucleotide messenger RNA. Its product is annotated as coronin-1C-like. The record is from RefSeq and is a predicted model, not a curated record. Gene Ontology annotation, biological process: actin filament organization; cell migration. The transcript has 11 exons. Bases 147 to 1553 code for a protein of 468 amino acids. Gene Ontology annotation, molecular function: actin filament binding. NCBI's taxonomy places the organism in Eukaryota, Metazoa, Chordata, Chondrichthyes, Rajiformes, Rajidae.
AUCGGUGGGCGCGCAGGCGCACUGGCAGUCGGGCGUUGCUUCCGGUCGGUGCGAGUGAGGAGCGAAGUGGUCGGAGCUGGCGACAGCGCGAGACAGAGGAAGAAAGAGAGAGAAAAAGGAAGAGAAAAAGGGCCCAAACUCGAAAGAUGUUUCCGCGGAGGGUUGUACGAGCGAGCAAGUUUCGGCACGUCUUUGGACAGGCUGUGAAAAAUGACCAAUGCUACGAUGAUAUCAGAGUUUCCAAAGUUACCUGGGACAGUUCGCUCUGUGCUGUAAAUCCCAAGUUUGUGGCGAUAAUUAUAGACGCGAGUGGUGGAGGAGCAUUCAUUGUACUUCCUUUGCAGAAGAUGGGCCGGAUUGAUAAGGCAUAUCCAACGGUUUGUGGGCACACGGGACCAGUGCUGGACAUUGAGUGGUGCCCGCACAAUGACCAUGUCAUCGCCAGUGGGUCAGAGGAUUGUGCCAUUAUGCUAUGGCAGAUCCCGGAAAAUGGACUGACCGUUCCCAUCACUGAUCCAGUUGUCACCUUGGAGGGACACUCCAAGAAAGUUGGGAUUGUAUCCUGGCAUCCAACAGCGCGCAAUGUUCUCCUCAGUGCAGGGGCGGAUAACACCAUCUUCAUCUGGAAUGUGGGAACAGCUGAAGCCAUGAUAACACUCGAGAUGCACCCCGACCUAAUCUACAGCACAUCCUGGAGUCAUAAUGGCAGCCUAAUCUGCACUACCUGCAAGGACAAGAAUCUAAGGGUGAUUGACCCACGGAAAGAAGAUGUUAUUACUGAGAUCAAAGCUCAUGAAGGGUCCCGGCCCGUGAGGGCAGUGUUCGUGGCGAACGAUAACAUCUUGACCACUGGCUUCAGUCGUAUGAGUGAGCGGCAGCUCGCGCUGUGGAACACAGAAAAUGGCACUUGCAUUGCGCAGCAUGAACUGGACUCCAGCAAUGGGGUGCUUAUACCGUUCUAUGAUGCAGAUACAAACGUUGUUUACGUGAGCGGAAAGGGUGACUGCACCAUUCGCUACUUUGAGAUCACUGAUGAAGCGCCGUUUGUCCACUAUCUGAAUGCAUUCAGCAGCAAGGAGCCACAGCGAGGGAUGGGAUACAUGCCAAAAAGGGGCGUUGAUGUUACCAAAUGUGAGAUUGCCAGGUUUUUCAAGCUUCACGAAAGAAAAUGUGAGCCAAUCAUCAUGACUGUGCCAAGAAAGUCUGACCUUUACCAGGAUGACUUGUAUCCGGAUACAGCUGGACCAGAACCGGCAUUGGAAGCAGAGGAAUGGUUUGAAGGGAAAAAUAAAGACCCCAUUCUCAUCUCCAUGAAGGAUGGCUAUGUCCCUGUCAAAAACCGAGAGUUUAAACCUCAAAGAACCUGCUUAGACAAACGACAAAAGAAAAAUGAAAGUGGCGAUACCCCACUGAAAGGAACUUCUCUGAAUGCAAAUUCCGAAUCCAAGUUGGACGAGCUGGUGCAGGAGAUUAAAACUCUGAAGGCCACCGUUGCCAGCCAAGACGAGCGCAUUGCCAACCUUGAGGACCAGAUGGCCAAGAUCGCUAUCUGAAGCCUGUAUUAUGCUUAAUUAUGGGGGUACAACUGUCUGGUGUGGAUUAUCAGAUUCUCCAAAAACCAAACUCUAACCCCCGUUACCCUGCCAUUGAUUGAAGCACCUUCAGCUUUCCAAUAUCCAAUCGCCCUUUCUUUCCUCCACUCUCACUGGACUAACUUUGUUGCAAUUUGGAAACAGUACAUUUUUUUAAAAUAGAAUUUAUUUUCUGGAUUUUUAAUGCCAAGAGGAAAAUAUUCUUUUUUUUUUUUUUCUCUACACUUUCUCCACAUCAAAAAAAAAAGUAUUAAUUUUUUUUAUUCCUUACUUGAGUCCUAUGCAUAUUAUCAAAGGUGUGCUCUGCUCUAAUUCUAGAGUGAUUUCCAGGUUAAAUGGGCUUGUCUGUCACUUGUCUGUCAGGUACAUGUUUUUAAGUGACUACACACACAUUCCAUGUACAAGUGUACUGCACCAUUGAAGAACACUUAAUGGGUUCAGCUCUUAUAGAGCAAAUAAAAUGGUGAUCUGUCAUUAAAUAUACUUCCAGCUGCAAAGAUAAAACAUUGAUUAUAAAAUA